AUGGAGAGGGAUGCCGGAAUGAUACUGGUGAUGGGUGAAACAGGAGUUGGCAAAAGUACAUUCAUCAACGCACUAAAACCCAACUCCGUAGAGGUUGGCCACAGUCUCAAGUCUGUGCAAUGUCGCCCUCAAGCCGUUCAGAUCUAUCUAGACGAAGACGGCGAUAGUUCCGUCACUGUAGUUGACACCCCGGGGUUUGACGACAGCCAUCGCCCUGACUCUGAGGUCCUUGCUGAGAUCACCGAGUUUCUCGCUGCUCAGUAUGCAGGCAAAAUACCCCUCAAGGGGGUAAUCUAUCUUCACAGAAUCCAAGAUAACAGAAUGAAAGGAUCUGCGAGGAGGUAUCUGGAUGUGUUCAAAUCCAUCUGCGGAGAGGAGGCUCUUGCCAAUGUCAUGCUGGUCACAACCUUUUGGAACAAGGUACCGGACCAAGAGCUCGGUGAAUACUUGCGAAGAGAGCAGGAGUUGAUCGAUGAUUACUGGGCUCCAUUACAAAACAAAGGAUCGGUGAUUGCACAGUUCGACGGGUCAAAAGAAGCAGCGGAGUCACUCAUCCUGCAGCUGGCUCAUCACCGGCACCCGGUGGUCCUAGAUAUUCAACGAGAGCUAGUGGAUGACGAGAAGGUAAUCAGCGAGACGAAGGCUGGACUUGGGAUCAGCGAGAGACUUGAGGUGGAUCUCAGUGAAUGGACUCUGAGCUUGGAGAAGAUAGAGGUCAAGUUAGCAGCCGCUCAAGAUGAAGAAGACGCAACCAAAAUCAAGGAUCUCAAGGAGGAGAAGAAGGAGGUGGAAAAGAUCAUCAAAGACUUGGAAAGAUCUAAAAAGCGCAUGCAGAGCAGAGUUGGAAACGAGAUGAAGGUUCGGUUUGACAAAGAGCGACGCCAGCGGAUCCUGUCAAACAGCGUCUCCAUCUUCGCCGCGGUCCUUAGCAUUACGCUGACGGUGGUCAAGUUCGUAGCAUUCGGCGGAAUGUAG
Molecule: messenger RNA, 975 nt
Organism: Neoarthrinium moseri
Lineage: Eukaryota; Fungi; Ascomycota; Sordariomycetes; Amphisphaeriales; Apiosporaceae
Exons: 3
Coding region: 1-975 (324 amino acids)
Biological process (GO): cytoskeleton-dependent cytokinesis
Cellular component (GO): microtubule cytoskeleton; septin ring; cell division site
Molecular function (GO): molecular adaptor activity; GTPase activity; GTP binding
Source: RefSeq, a predicted model, not a curated record